CUAACGUUUUGAGUUUUUGUUGCCUUUUUAUCAGUCUUCUUUUUAUUUCGACGUCGUUUAUUUCUUCAGUUUCAUAUUAAUUUCAUUUUUUCUCUCUAAGGAAGUUAGAUUUGAUCGAACAAAGAUGCCCAUUAUAGAAGGAAUAGGAGAUGAGGUUUUGUACACAUUCAUCGUAGUUCUCAUAUCAAUAGUCGUAGCCCUGGUCUGGAUGUCGACGUACGUCAACCCCAGAGACUACAAUUAUCUUGUGUACGUGGAUCACUACAUGUUUGACAUGGGUAGGAGGUUGUACCAGGUGGUAGGUGGCGAGCUGACUGCAUCAAACUUGGCACACCUGGACACUCCUAGAACUAACGAGGGCAGGGUGGCAUCUUCAUCUUUUCAACCGUCAGCACCUUUGGGCACACCAGAAAUGUCAUCAUCCUUAUCAUCUGAUGUUAUACCAUCCUACACUACAUCAUCAACAUCCAACCUACCCGCUUGUGAUUCAUCAUCUUCUGGUCUGCUAACAGAUACAUCCUCAUCAUCUUUUGGUCCAGUUCCAGUAAAUCAACAAAAACCAGAGAACAACACACCUUCAACAUGCUUGCACCCGAAAUCGACUGUAACACCAACCUCAUCAACUACAUCAACCACAGCAACUACUGCAACUUCAUCCGCCACGGCAACUACGAUAGACCACCAACCAUCCACAUCUAGGCAAGAUGAUGAUGUUGUGGAAAGCGCAAAUGAUUUACCACAUAAUAAUGUUUCACACCAUAAUAAUGAUGCAACUUUGAACAAUGGAAAUGAUACAACAGCCGACGACAACAUUCCUGACGGUCACAUUACUAUCAAACUCCAGUUCAUUGACGGCACACAAAGAGUCGUUCACGCCAAUCCAGAUGAAACUAUAGGGGAAUUUAAAAGGAGGAAUUUCUCGGCAGAAUUGGAUUCUCGUUCGACGGUGAGGUUCAUUAUGAGUGGGCAGGAACUGAAAAAUGAGAGCAUGUCGCUGAGGUCGUACAAGGUCAGCCACAACAUCAUCAUCCACUGCUUGAUCCUGACCAGCCAACAAGCACCCACCUCGUCCUCAACCUCAGCAGCAACCAGGCAACAACGACGUGGGGGUCUCAAUGAUAUCGGGUCCCUAGCAUUUCCUAUUUUCGGAAUGGGACUUGGGGCCCUCUGGUAUGCCCGCAUAUUUUAUAGGGGGUAUUUCAAUGGAGCGUCCACAGUAUCAUUGCUGGCUAUCACUUUUCUUUACGGUCUCUCUUUGAUAGCUUCUUUCAGGACAGCCUCACCCAGCAAUCAGAAUCAUCUCCACAGAGACUGA
Messenger RNA from Helobdella robusta, 1315 nucleotides. RefSeq lists its product as hypothetical. The transcript has 3 exons. Bases 125 to 1315 code for a protein of 396 amino acids. Gene Ontology annotation, molecular function: protein binding. NCBI's taxonomy places the organism in Eukaryota, Metazoa, Annelida, Clitellata, Rhynchobdellida, Glossiphoniidae. The record is from RefSeq and is a predicted model, not a curated record.